Messenger RNA from Lolium perenne, 743 nucleotides. The record is from RefSeq and is a predicted model, not a curated record. Lineage: Eukaryota; Viridiplantae; Streptophyta; Magnoliopsida; Poales; Poaceae.
CGCGACGCGAUCCCCUCUCCUACCCAACCAAAUCCAGAUCGAACGCCGCCGCCGCCGCCGCUCUUCCCCGUCGCCGCCCCAUUCUCCAUCCGGCGAAGCUCCAACCGCCACCGAGCCCCACCGCACAAGAUCGACCUCCGCCGCCAUGGACUCGCGAAGGACAGAGGCGGUGCCCCAUGAACCGCUCUGCGUCGCGGCGGCUCGUUCGCCGGCGCGCUUGUGCGCUGGUAGGGCGGCGCGCAGCGCUCCGUCGAACCUGCUUCCCGCGUCUCGCGCGUGGCUUCCGGGUGCUGCUUCACGCCGGCGAGGUGGUGCAGGACGUCCGGACGUGGCGGCGCAGCUCCGCCGUUCUGCACUCCGUCCUCGCCGUCGACCAGACCGUGGCCUCGCCGCCCUCUGCUCCCGGGCGUCUCCGUGCAGCAGUAGGAGGGGCGAGGAUUUGAAGGUUUAUGUGAUAUCCAUCUUUGUGCAUCAUAAAGAGUGGGCUGGUUGUAUGCAUCAGGAAGUGACAAUGCAAGAGGCAUUUGAGCUGUACAAAGACACUGGAGGAUUGUCUGUAAUUUGGAGUUGUACAAGGGCACCGGAGGCUUGGCUAUAAUUUGGAUAUCAAGUACUUGUUAUCUUUAAGAUCUUGUGAUAAGUGUACAUUGUCUGCACAGUGACAAUGGUUCAUUCAAUUGAUAAAUUGUGUUUCUUCCAUAGUAGUUUAAUUGUACUCAUUUCCUUUCUAAUGUGCAAUCUUC